AUGUCGCUAGCACCACACACGACCUCCAGUGGUACCGCAAUCCCUCACUGCUUCGUUCUCCCGUCAAUUCACUCAGCCCCGCCAUUUUUCACACAGCAGCCGAAUGAAACCACACAAGCCGUAGUAACAGAUAACUGGACGCGCCUGAUUCUCGCAUACGCUCGUUAUCGAAAACUGUUCGUUCUACGGGUCGAGGAUGCGGAGACAACAGGUGGAGACUGGGAUGAGGUUCUAAGGAAUGAGAGAAUCAAUCGGCGGCUGCUGCCUUCACACCUCUCAUUCAUUAUAGCAUCCAUGGUCACUAAGAAUCUUGCAGCUUACGAGCCACCGAAGCAAACGCGGUCGGUCAUCCUUCAUUGGCGACUCCCCGAAGAGUGGGCCGAGGUUCUACACGAAUGGGCAAGUGCCUCUGGCCACCUAAACACCAUCCUCACAUUCUAUGAGAUCACUGAUCCCCCGGUCGAGUCGCCUCUCUCCGGUCUUCCGACUCCACUCCUUAGAAAGGCGAUCGCUAUUUUAUCGAAGAGUGGAAGGGCACAAAUUAUCUCUAUUUCGGACGGUGAAGGUGUGCGGUUUUUCUCAGGAGGCGGGAAAUGAGUGGGCAUGGAAAUAGCAUAGGAUUAUAUCGGGGGCGAUGUG
Messenger RNA from Stereum hirsutum FP-91666 SS1, 639 nucleotides. Its product is annotated as ESCRT-II complex vps25 subunit. Lineage: Eukaryota; Fungi; Basidiomycota; Agaricomycetes; Russulales; Stereaceae. The coding region runs from base 1 to 597 and encodes 198 amino acids. Gene Ontology annotation, biological process: protein transport to vacuole involved in ubiquitin-dependent protein catabolic process via the multivesicular body sorting pathway. Gene Ontology annotation, cellular component: ESCRT II complex. Gene Ontology annotation, molecular function: structural molecule activity; protein homodimerization activity. The transcript has 5 exons. The record is from RefSeq and is a predicted model, not a curated record.